CGAGCCUUAAAGCAGCCGGGCAGCUAAGAAUCUGACCUAGGUACUACAUAGUAGGUAUGGUAUGUAGCUCUGCCCUGGACCUAAAAUAGGCACAGCUUCCUCUUUCUGUCCAAUCCUUUUCCCCAAUUCCAAACUAUCAAGAGUUCUUUCCCCAUCUUACACACGAAAACAUGCCCUCAGAUAGGAUCAAGCACCCAACCCCAGCUGAAGCUUUCGAGCUUGCCGCUAACCACGCCGCUCUACUACGGGGUCUCUUCCUCGACCCUCGGUACAAGUACGCCCAGGACCCCACGCCAACUUUCAUAAAACCAAAUCUCGACGAGACCCCUUCCGGGCUCUACUUCGUCGCCGACUUCGUCCAGCAGACCUACAUCGAAUACGUCGUCCCCUUCCUGCCGGCCGGCGCCACGCGGAAGUGCAAGGCCAUCGCGAACCCGUGGGCGUGGAACGACCCCAACUACGAGUGGGAAUGGGAGUGGGACGAUCAGACCUCCACGCUGAAGGACAAGGACGGCAACGCGAUCGAGUUCCCCAAGCUAUCCGAGAGAGACGCCGUAAAAAAGAUCGGCGACGUCGUGACCAGAGGCUUCCUGGCUCGAAAGAUCAUCCUCGAGAACAGCACCGAUAUCAAGGCUCGGCUGAUGGUCGGCGGCCAGCCCUUUGAUUUCGGAAAAGAGGCCGAAGAGGCUGUGAAGAAAACGUAUGCUUAAACCCGUAAAAUGCUACUUUCUUUGGUGGCCAGUUGUUCGGGAUAGCUGCCGGUAGGAUUUAUCCCACCGUCUCUAUCGGGACUGGAGGUUAACGCGUCUCUGCAUGAGCUACGUGCACGGGAGAAACUUGUAUAGCCUAUUCACUUUGACAUGUAGGCAACAUGUAUCGACUUGGAUUUACCAAUAUUUACUUUAAGUACCUCUUAACCGCAGGUAGGCACGCACCUCUCAAAACAGGUAUUCGUGAGUU
Messenger RNA from Daldinia caldariorum, 960 nucleotides. RefSeq lists its product as uncharacterized. NCBI's taxonomy places the organism in Eukaryota, Fungi, Ascomycota, Sordariomycetes, Xylariales, Hypoxylaceae. The record is from RefSeq and is a predicted model, not a curated record. The transcript has a single exon. Bases 171 to 710 code for a protein of 179 amino acids.